GCUGGAUGGGAGCAGGCCUCCCUUUGCCCUGACCCAGCUCCUCUCUGGCAGGGAGACGCUGGCACAGCCAAGCCCAGCCAGGAUCUUGGGGGUGGCUUCCCACUGGCCCCCUCCUUCAACAUCCUUGGCUUUUGGUACACACAGCUGUCCCUCUGCAAACAAGCGGGUCAAUUAUUAAUAAAACCCUGGAAACGAAUCCCAGCAGAUGGGGUGAGUCAGACGUGCCCAGGAGCGCCGUGGUUUUCCAGUCGGGGCGAGGAAGAUGGCAAGGGGUCGGCUGAUGGAGGAGGUGCCACGCACCUGGCUGGGGAGCAAAGGUCCCUGAAGGGGCGAAGGGGCCACGGAGAAAUCAGGCACGUGGAAACACCUCUCCGUUUAGCAGACCAAGUCUGGAGGACACCGACAUGGAUGGAGAAGAGCUAAAUCGGAGGCCGGCUCCAGAUCACAGAAGCAAAGCUGGAAGUGAAGAAGAGGCCCAUCCUUCUCCAGGAGAUGCAACAUCUGCUAGAUUCACAGGGGCGCAGAAGACCCCAUCCAAGCCCAACCAACAAGCAGGCUCAGAUCGCCUCCCGGGUACUGGAGCAACCAAUCCAGGCUUCGCAGAAGAACCCCCACCCUAUUUUCCACUGGACGCUAAAGAUGUUCACUUGUAUUUACCAUUCCAAGCCAACAUUUCACAACCGAAUCACAUCUUUUACCAGCCAACACCUCUACCGCCGGCCCUAAGUCAGCCGCCAAAUGUGCUUCCCGGCCCCCAUCCUUUCACCACUUACCACAGUUCCUGGCCUGGUGAGGGUCCCCCAGGUGGUAACCAGAGGUCGCUACCCAAAGAUUAUAUGGUGGAAUCCAUGCUGGUGACAAUUUUCUGCUGCUUGUUCACAGGACUGGUUGCCGUCAUCUAUUCCCAUGAGACACGAAUCGCUUUGAACCGAGGUGACCUCGUCCAGGCCACAACGGCUUCUCAGAGAGCUCGCUCGCUCGUCUUGUUCAGCCUCUCCUUUGGAGUCUUUGUGUCCAUCAGUUGGAUUAUCUACGUUGUGGUGACCCUCUAUCUGUGACAAAGGGGGUCAGGAUUGGCCUUUUGGUUUCCUACAAAGACUGCUUGGAGUUGUGAUAUGGAACCUUCAUCAUUGUCAGCUGGUGUGCCACUUUGGGAUCAAUUUCUCAUGCUGGCACUUUCUUAUGACUCUUCUGCAAGACCAACCACAUCAACAACCUUCAGGACAAAAUGAUUGCCCUAAAAGUGACAAGACCCCCAAUCUUAGUGCAAAGCACUGGUAUCUUCUUUCUGAACUUACUAAGGAAGACUUAAUUACUGUUUCACUGGUCUUUAAUCAUUCAAGGAACAUAUGAACAGUCUGGUCUAAUGAUAUUUGGGUGGUGAUCCGUGUUGGAGAGGUGGAGGUAGAGGCACUCAGCACAGAUUUUGCUUGUCCGUUGAAAUGCUCAUAUAGUUUGGGCAUGUCAUGCAAGACUAGAAAAAGCAACUAUUCUUGGCAAGGUGGAGGGAAGCAGAAGACAAUGAGAUAGAUGGAUGAGAUCAAAGAAAUUACAGGAUUGUCCUUGGAAGAGCUAUACGUUAUUCCUGGAGACAGGUCGAGAGGGUGAACAUUUGUCCAUGCAGUCCCCAGGCAUUGAGAUCAAAUCAGUGGCACUUAACUGUUAGACAUCAGAAAUUCCAUACCAACUUCCAUGUAGGAUGCUGAUUUAGGAAAAACAAAUGUUGGAAGGACUUUUGCUCAUCCAUAUCCAUAAUUUGACCACUGACUUAUAAUAGGGGUCAGCAGCUGAUGUCCAUUGGGCCAAAAUACCUCCUUGUAUAGGUAGAAAGAAAGAAGGUUGAAUAGACAGACAGACAGACAGAUGAGAGGGGAUAAAUAGAUAGUUAUAGAUGAGCAGCAAUGGAUGGACGGAUGGAGACCAAUAGAUAGAUAGAUAGAAAGAAGAGGGGAUGGAUGGAUGGAUGGAUGGAUGGAUGGACAGAUAAGGGGAUGAAUGAAUGGAUAGUUAGUUAUAGAUGAGAGGUGGAUGGAUGGAGGUAGAUAGAUAGAAGAGGGAAUGGAUAGAUGGACAGAAAAAUGAGAGGGAUGAAUGAAUGGAUAAUUAGAUGAGAGGGGAUGGAUGGAUGGAUGGAUGGAUGUAGAUAGAUAGAUAGAUAGAUAGAUAGAUAGAUAGAUAGAAGAGAGGGAGGGAGGGAGAUAGAAAGGAAGGAAGGAAGGAAGGAAGAAGAGGAAUGGAUGGAUGGAUGGACAGAUAGGGGGAUGGAUGGAUGGAUGGAUGAAUAGGCCUUCUAACAGAUGGGCAUACCUGAUACUGUGCAAUGUUAGAGUUGCCAACUGAUAAAAAAUAUAACCAUCUGGUACAUUCUUCUGACAACCAGCAUGUCCAAUUUUGUAAACAACUGGUUGCAGAUUUCAGCAUCUGGCUGUUCCAAGUAGAAUGAGGGGCUAUUGCUGAAACGCUAUUGUCCUUCCUGGCUGUAACAUAGACCUUUCUUCACUGAAAGUCUGUGGUCCACCCUUGGAAGUGUCAAUGGGAUCAGUCUUCUGUAUGGCAAUCCCAACAGUGCCCAAACUUUUGAGAAAUGGCAAGGGCAAAAAAUGAAUUUAUUUUAGGGAGGUGUUCCUCAACCUGAUUUUAAACACUUGUAUUCAUCCUGGAACAUGUGGGAAUAUGUUUGCAUUUUUACUUCAUUGGUUUAAUUUUGAAAACCUUAUUACCUUCGAUGAUGACAGGAAAAAGAAUGAUCUUUUAUGAUGAUAUGAAUUCUAAUAAAAUGAUGACUAAAGCCAAAAUU
Molecule: messenger RNA, 2797 nt
Organism: Candoia aspera
Lineage: Eukaryota; Metazoa; Chordata; Lepidosauria; Squamata; Candoiidae
Gene: PRRT1B
Product: proline rich transmembrane protein 1B
Exons: 4
Coding region: 405-1058 (217 amino acids)
Cellular component (GO): membrane
Source: RefSeq, a predicted model, not a curated record